CCUGGUUGGGUUGUCCGGCGGCGGGAUGGACCAACACAGUAGUUCGGGCAAACGCAUUCGUAAGCCCUCCCUGCUGUACGAAGACUUUGAGAGCCCGUCUUUGCCGCACACGAUGCCUCAGGGUCCUCCUCCCCCACCACAGCCCCCGGUGAAGGAUCCCAGCCGGCCGAGCCGCAUGACCAACCAGCUGCAGUUUCUCCAGAAGACCCUGAUGAAGUCACUGUGGAGGCAUCAGUUUGCCUGGCCUUUCCACGAGCCUGUGGAUGCCUACAGGCUUAGCCUGCCGGAUUACCAUAAAAUUAUCAAACAACCCAUGGAUAUGGGGACCAUCAAGAAGCGCCUGGAGAACAAUUACUAUCGCAGUGCAAGUGAGUGCAUACAGGACUUCAACACAAUGUUCACCAACUGCUACAUCUACAACAAGGUAGGUUAUAAGGUAAAAAAAAACAGAUUACAUAUCAUGUGA
Messenger RNA from Notothenia coriiceps (black rockcod), 466 nucleotides. RefSeq names its product bromodomain-containing protein 2-like. The record is from RefSeq and is a predicted model, not a curated record. Gene Ontology annotation, cellular component: chromatin; nucleus. The transcript is spliced from 2 exons. NCBI's taxonomy places the organism in Eukaryota, Metazoa, Chordata, Actinopteri, Perciformes, Nototheniidae. Gene Ontology annotation, biological process: regulation of DNA-templated transcription; chromatin remodeling. The coding region runs from base 26 to 466 and encodes 146 amino acids.